GGAUCCCUAUCAGGAAGAAGACUGGCCCCAGGGGUUUGGUCAACUAACCAAGGAGGGGAUGCUACAGCACUGGGAGCUGGGCCAGGCUCUGCGACAGCGCUACCGUGGCUUUCUAAACACCUCUUACCACCGGCAAGAGGACAAGACAUAUAAGAGCUGUCUGGAACAUAGCCUGGAAGCUGAGUUGCCCCUGCUUGGCUGGGAAGAGGCAAAACUGAUCAAGCAUCCAAACUCAGACUUAAGGAAGUGGUUUAUACUUUUUGAAAUAACAGGCUUUCCAUUUGAGACAUUUACUGAGUACCUGUUAAGGGCCAAACCUGUGCUAGCACUUUGCACACUUUGCACCACCCAGAGGUGAUCUCUUUCAUCACAGAGCUUAGAAUGUAGUGAGGAUGUCAGAUGAUUAAACCAAACAGGGCCCAGAUAAAGAGUAGCAGGGAAUACAAUAUGUAAAUAGGGCACAUCAGGGAAGACUGGCAAGUGUACUGGAUCCUUGAAGUCCUCUCUGCACCCCAGGGAUGGGGAUAGCUGUUCCUCUGGUUACCACUCUCACUCACAACUGUCUCAAGAGUCCCUAGAUGUUAUUGUUCCCUUGAGGCCCAUCUCUGUCAUGAACUUGUCCUUUCCCACUUUCCUCCUCCCUUUUCACAAGUGACUAUCUCUACUGUUUAUGUUUUCUCCGUAGUCCUAAGCCAAUUUGAAAAGGGGGGUUGAGGAGUGACUGGGGGGCAGUGUCUGCUCUCAAGAACCUUGGUCUAAAUAGGGAGAUAGGCUUUAUUAUAAAAUCUGGCAGACAGACCAGAAAGCCUUGCUGACUGCGCACUUUGGCUGAGAGGAAGGGGCAUGUGAGCUAGUGCCAUUCCCAAAGCAGUUUGGAAUGGUGACAACCCCAGUGGAGUGUUGGGGCCUUUGAGAGACGGAGAACACCAAAGAGAUUAGGAGGGCCAGAUGCAUGGUGGGUUUACAAGUUUGCUAGGUAACCUUUUAGAACAGGUUCUCCCCCUGGGCUCCAAUGAGGGGCCAAAGAAAGCACCUCCCCAAACACACACAAACAAGUAAGGCUUGUGUUGCCAUCUCUGCAGGUCUAUGUGCGAAGUACAGACUUUGACCGUACUCUCAUGAGUGCUGAGGCCAACCUGGCUGGACUCUUCCCUCCCAACGGGAUGCAGCGUUUCAACCCAAACAUCUCAUGGCAGCCUAUACCUGUGCACACUGUGCCCAUCACUGAGGACAGGCUACUGAAGUUCCCGUUGGGCCCAUGUCCCCGCUAUGAGCAACUGCAGAAUGAGACCCGGUGGACACCAGAGUAUCAGAACGAGAGCACUCAGAAUGCACAAUUUCUAGACAUGGUGGCUAAUGAGACAGGGCUCACAGACCUGACACUGGAGACUGUCUGGAACGUCUAUGACACACUCUUCUGUGAGCAAACACAUGGGCUGCUCCUGCCGCCCUGGGCCUCACCCCAAACCAUGAAGCGUCUGAGCCAGCUAAAGGACUUCAGCUUCCGCUUCCUCUUCGGGAUCUAUGAGCAGGCGGAGAAGGCCCGGCUUCAGGGGGGAGUCCUGCUGGCUCAGAUACGGAAGAACCUGACCCUAAUGGCAACCACCUCCCAACUCCCUAAGCUGCUGGUUUACUCUGCGCACGACACUACCCUGGUCGCUCUGCAAAUGGCACUGGAUGUCUACAAUGGUGAACAAGCCCCCUAUGCCUCCUGCCACAUAUUUGAACUGUACCAGGAAGAUAAUGGGAAUUUCUCAGUGGAGAUGUACUUUCGGAACGAGAGUGAGAAGGCCCCUUGGCCGCUGAUCCUGCCUGGCUGCCCUCAUCGCUGCCCACUGCAGGACUUCCUUCGCCUCACAGAGCCUGUUGUUCCCAAGGAUUGGCAGCAGGAGUGCCAGCUGGUGAGCGGGCCUGCAGACACAGAGGUGAUCGUGGCCUUGGCUGUGUGUGGCUCCAUCCUCUUCCUUCUCAUAGUGCUGCUCCUCACCGUCCUCUUCCGGAUGCAGGCCCAGCCUCCUGGCUACCGCCACGUCGCAGACGGGGAGGACCAUGCCUGACAACCACUCAGCCCGCUUCCCUCUGCCUCCUAGGGGAGGUGGGCUGGGCCCUUGCUCCUGACUGUUGCUGCUCCCCAGCCAUGGACAGGAGACCCUAGGCUGGGCCUCCCUCUCAUCACCCUGGCCAGAUGAGUGAGUGGGGCUCAGCUUGGCCAUGGCACCUGUCACUCAGCAUUCACACACCUGAUGUUUACCAAGUACUGUGUUGGACACUGGCUUUCUCCAAACAGGAUUUGCCUUCUCUAUGCUCCCUAAGCACCUGAGAUGUAAACAGAAAUUCAGUUUACAGGACCUGGGAUAAAGAAACUGACGGAGUGGUGCUUGAUCCACCUUGUUCUUC
This is a messenger RNA of Nycticebus coucang (slow loris), 2397 nucleotides long. It is a transcript of the gene ACP2, whose product is annotated as acid phosphatase 2, lysosomal. The record is from RefSeq and is a predicted model, not a curated record. The transcript has 10 exons. Gene Ontology annotation, biological process: dephosphorylation; lysosome organization. The coding region runs from base 1119 to 2057 and encodes 312 amino acids. Lineage: Eukaryota; Metazoa; Chordata; Mammalia; Primates; Lorisidae. Gene Ontology annotation, molecular function: acid phosphatase activity. Gene Ontology annotation, cellular component: lysosome.